UCAGGGUCAUGCGAUGCAAUUUUGAGUGGUGCCAUUUUGCUCUUUAUUCUGUUGAUGGGUUUAAAUGAGAAAUGUUUAAUCUAAUAAUGCACAGUACCUGGAAGAGAAGGAGGACCUUGAAUUGAAGUGCUCCACUUUGGUGAAGGACUGCGAAAUGUACAAGAACCGCAUGAAUACGGUCAUGGUGCAGCUGGAAGAAGUGGAACGUGAGCGGGACCAGGCUUUCAAGUCUAGAGAUGAUGCUCAAUACCUUGUGUCUCAAUGUCUGAUUGACAAAGACAAGUACCGCAAGCAAAUACGUGAGUUGGAAGAGAAGAGCGAUGAACUUCAAAUAGAAAUCGUACGCAAAGAAGCCAAGAUAGUCAACCUGGAGUGCAAACUGAGACGGACGGCCAAAGAAAAUGGUUUGGAUCAGAGUCUGCCACGAGACAUUACUCCACUAAUUAUAGCUCAGCACUUUGGGCAACCUGAUGUAAAUACAGGAGGACCUUCAGAGGACUCCGGAGAAGACACUGUUGAUGAUCAAGAGCCUAAGCUCCAACGCAGAAGUAACCUUAAGGGCAGA
This is a messenger RNA of Sinocyclocheilus grahami, 565 nucleotides long. RefSeq names its product caspase recruitment domain-containing protein 11-like. Gene Ontology annotation, cellular component: cytoplasm. Gene Ontology annotation, molecular function: CARD domain binding. The transcript has 3 exons. The record is from RefSeq and is a predicted model, not a curated record. The annotation marks the transcript as partial. NCBI's taxonomy places the organism in Eukaryota, Metazoa, Chordata, Actinopteri, Cypriniformes, Cyprinidae.